Molecule: messenger RNA, 171 nt
Organism: Dovyalis caffra
Lineage: Eukaryota; Viridiplantae; Streptophyta; Magnoliopsida; Malpighiales; Salicaceae
Source: the annotation of a GenBank genome assembly
AUGAUUAGCCAUUCUGAUGAGGAAAUACAAAAGAAAGAAAAUGAGAGAUCAUUGCACAUGAUAGCAUCACAUGGCGCUCCUGACAUCAUCAUAUCUGGCCACGACUUCUCCUCUUUCCGAUGGUUUGUGGAAGGGUGGGGACUGGGGAAUGCAAUUAAAGCUGUUGAGUAG